Molecule: messenger RNA, 177 nt
Organism: Neurospora hispaniola
Lineage: Eukaryota; Fungi; Ascomycota; Sordariomycetes; Sordariales; Sordariaceae
Exons: 2
Coding region: 1-177 (58 amino acids)
Source: RefSeq, a predicted model, not a curated record
AUGGAAGAGCGGAAACACCGACUGGAUUCAUACUUUACCGCUCGGCGCCAGCAGCCGACCAACGUGGUUGAGGACGAUAUCUUGAAGCAUCCAUAUAACGACAAGGUGUGCGCGGGAUACACUGUGAAGCCUGCACAGGUUAACAGGUAUCCCGCAACCAGUAUUAUCCUAGAAUAG